UUCUAGGGCGCCUGUAUUUGACGUACGAAAACAUUUUGGAUUUUUAAAAAAGUUGGGCGCCUUUUCUACUGCAUCUUUUGUGAUCAAGACAUACAAGACAGAAAUAUUGAUCGAUGAAAGAAUGGAGUCUUCUGUUGCCAGUGAUGUGAAUGCAUUUAAGACGCCCUGCAAACCAGACAGGAUUAAAAGCCCUCUCUCUGAUGGCGCACCCAGUCCUAGAACCCCCAUAACCAUCCCUGCCUCCCCUUUCAUGAAGAAACUGGGAUGUGGAACUGGGGUGAAUGUUUAUCUCAUGAACAGACUUGGUACAUUUAACCAGUCUCCAUGGGCUGUCAAAAAGAUCAACAGCAAAUGUGCCUCAAAACAGGUGGGUGUAUACCAGAGAAGACUCAGUGACGAGGCAAAGAUCCUGAAAGGCCUGCACCACCCAAACAUAGUUGGAUUCCGUGCCUUCACCACUGCCAAGGACGGCUCCAAGUGCCUGGCCAUGGAGUAUGGUGGGGAGCAGUCCCUGAACGAUCUGAUAGAGAGGAGGAGAGAGGAGGGCCUGAAGGCUUUUCCAGCCGCCACCAUUGACAAAGUGGCCUUACAUGUGGCGCGUGGCCUACAGUACCUUCACAACGCGAAGAAGCUACUACAUGGCGACAUGAAGUCUUGCAAUGUUGUCAUCAAGGGAAACUUUGAGACUGUCAAAAUCUGUGAUGUGGGAGUCUCCUUGCAGUUGGAUGAGAAUAUGAAAGUGAGUAACCCCAAGGCAGAGUAUGUUGGCACUGAGCCGUGGAAGCCCAAGGAAGCUCUGGAGGGAGGAGUGAUCACAGACAAGGCAGACAUCUUUGCCUACGGACUGACCCUGUGGGAGAUGAUGACUCUGGCCAUGCCUCACCUGGAGAUUUUGGACAGUGAGGAGGAGGAGGAGGGAGAUGAUUCAAUGGAGGACGACUUUGAUGAGGAUGCCUACUAUGAGAAGUUGGGCACCCGGCCAGCGCUGGACUCUGACAGUCUUGGGGGAACCUACCAGAGAAUGGUGGAGCUCUUCUGGCUCUGCACGGAGGAGAAUCCACAGAAACGCCCCUCAGCUACCCAAAUAGUUCAGGUUCUGGAGUCCAAUAUGCAGGCGGACAACAAAAACAGUGAGGUCAUUGUCAUAGACUGACCAGUCUCAUCAAGCCAUACUGUAAUGAUUAGACCGGUGUCCAGAAACCUUGACUUUUGUAAUAUCAUUGUAUUAUUCUGUCCUGUACUCUUCUCUAGGCCUGUACUCCUUUGUCAGGUGAAACUUGUAAAUAAAAUGUUGUAUUUCAAUAUACCGUAAUUGCUGGACUAUUAAGCGCACCUGAAUAUAAGCCGUACCCACUGAAUUUUUUACAAAUAUGUAUUUUGUACAUAAAUAAAGCGCACAUGUCUAUAAGCCGCAAGUGCCUACCGGUACAUUGAAACAAAUUAACUUUACACAGCCUUUAAACGAAACACGGCUUGUAACAAAAAUAAAUAGGCUUUAACGAAACACGGCUUGUAACAAAAAUCUAAAAUAAAUAGCAGUAAACAGUAGCCUACCAAGAAAGUCAAACUUCAUUGCGGUGGCGAUUGUUUUGGCUUUCAGUCGGAUCUGCACAGUUCCAACGUCUUAUCGACUCAUUAAGGCCAAGCUCCCGUGCAGCAGCUCUAUUUCCUUUUCCAACAGCCAGAUCGAUCGCCUUCAACUUGAAAGCUGCAUCAUAUGCAUUUCUCCGUGUCUUUGCCAUGAUGAGGGUGACAAAAUGACUACCGUAAUCAGAAUGAUGGCAAGUUUGAGCGCGCUCGAUUUACGUCACAUUAUGUGACGGUGCUCAGUUUUUUGGCGGCAUGAAUCUUGUGAAAAAAAAACACAAAUUAUCCGCGUCAUUGUAUAAACCGCGAGGUUCAUAACGUGGGAAAAAGUAGCGGCUUAUAGUCCGGAAAUUACGGUACUGCUAUGAAAACAGAAGGAAUUCAAAAUUCCGAAGAAGCAUGUUUUUUCUCCAGUUGUUUAAACUAGAGUUGACUAAUACUUGAGCAUUUUAGUAGUGUCCUACAUGGUUUGUGCUGCAUAAUCUAAAAUGGAAUGUGUAGUGUAGAUGCAUUCUAUGCUGGAACAUUAAGGCUGUAAAGUGUCAUGAAUGUCAGUCAUGUGAUUAAAUAAAUUGCUCAGAUGCUCUGCCA
Salvelinus fontinalis (brook trout) is the source of this 2178-nucleotide messenger RNA. Its product is annotated as lymphokine-activated killer T-cell-originated protein kinase homolog. NCBI's taxonomy places the organism in Eukaryota, Metazoa, Chordata, Actinopteri, Salmoniformes, Salmonidae. The record is from RefSeq and is a predicted model, not a curated record. Gene Ontology annotation, molecular function: protein serine/threonine kinase activity; ATP binding. The transcript is spliced from 6 exons. Gene Ontology annotation, biological process: protein phosphorylation. Bases 122 to 1153 code for a protein of 343 amino acids.